GCGGAGGGCAGGGCAGGGCAAGUGGCCAACUGGGCAAGGGAGGAACUAGUGAGAGAGAGAGGGAGGGAGGGCUAGAGAGAGAAAGCGGAAGAGUGAGAAACUCACCUCACGAACGCACAGACGGAUUCGUGGAUCAAUCGUUCCAAUUUCAAAGCAUCUUCUGACAAUAUCAAAUAACCCCGCUUUUAAAUUCCUUAUUUAUUCUCUUCUACUAUUCUGCUUCUUUCUUUUUCAUCUCCCUUUUUUUUUCUUUAAAAUAGAAUUUUUCACGCUGCCAAAACCCAAUAUAUAUUUAUGUAUAUGUAAUUACAACAUGUUAUUAUUACUACAAUACUACGCCAAGCGUUUGCGGAAAAAAGGAAAAACAAAAAAAAAGAAAGGGAGAGAAAUGGGGAGAAGGAUUAGAGAGAGAAAGGGAAAGAGGACUGUUCGUUGGUUUGUUCGUAGUUUCUCUUUUAAUUCAAAACCAAAAUUCAAUUCAAUUCCGAUCCCCUCUUUUUUUAAAUUUUAUUAUUAUUAUUAUUAUUAUUAUUGUUAUUAUUAUUUUCUGCUUCUUUUCUCUUACUCAAAACCCAUUACCCAUAACCAAAACCAAUCUCUUAAUGCAUUUAUUUAUUAUCGUUAUUCCGCAAAUCUCACCGCACAUCCCCAUCACAGGCCAAGGAAAGAGUGAUGGAUGGAUUACGAAGAUAGAUGGAUCCAAGAAAAGGUCAGGAGAGAGAGGGCGGAUUGAUUUGGGUUUCUCUUUUUCCUCGAUACUCCAAGCCUAAGCAAUAGUAAUUGCAGCAGCAUAAAAGACCCAUUCCCCAAUUUCUAUCUCGCUCUUUCUCUCCCUAUGCUUGCUUCCAUCCAGGCCCUGUUUUAGAGAGAGAAAGUUGAGGCAGAGGAGGUCUUAGGGUUUUGAUUUGCUUCGAUCUUUUCCAAUGGAGGGCGGUUCUGAAGGGGAGAAGAGGAAGCCGCCUGAGGGCGAGGGCAAGACGAAGCGGAAGAUGAAGACCGCCUCGCAGUUGGAGAUUCUUGAGAAAACCUAUGCGGUGGAGACCUAUCCCUCGGAGGCCUUGCGAGCAGAGCUGUCGGCGAAAUUGGGGCUUUCGGAUCGGCAGUUGCAGAUGUGGUUUUGUCAUCGGAGAUUGAAGGAUAGGAAGCCACCGCCGACGAAGAGGCCACGGAAGGAUACUGCAGUGGCGUCAGCAUCACCGGUCCCAGUGGCACCGGUUGUGCCUGUGGGGGGUGGGAUGGGUGGGGAUGAGAUGAUGGUGGGGGAGGUGGGAAAUGAACACGGGUCCGGUUCAGGCUCCGGGUCAAGUCCAUUUGGUCACAUGGACUCACGGCGACUCAUCCCACGAUCCGGGACUGCCAUGGCGAGGAUUGGAGGUGAUAUGCCAGCAAUGAAGAGAUAUUAUGAACCGCCCCAGUCAUUAGUGGAGCUUCGAGCUAUUGCUUUUGUGGAGGCACAGUUGGGUGAGCCAUUGAGGGAAGAUGGGCCAAUUCUUGGGAUGGAGUUUGAUCCUUUGCCACCUGAUGCAUUUGGUGCACCCAUAGCAGUGCCGAUGGGCCAGCAGAAGCAACCUGGAAGGCCUUAUGAGGCCAAACUAUAUGAGCGAUCUGAUACAAAAUCAAUCAAGGGUGCUGUUAGGGCUCUCCAUGAGUAUCAGUUUCUUCCAGAGCAGCCAACUGUUAGAACUGAUAACUAUGAAAGAGUUGCUCCAUCCCACUACCAUGGUUCACAUGCCGAUGCUUCAAUUGCCAGGACAUCAUCUUUGUCUACUGGUCGUGCGUUUGUGCAUGGAAAUGAACAAUUGCCUUCUGGAUAUGGUUUCCAAGGUCAAGUGUCAAGUUUAAAUCUUUUGCCUCAGCAAAGCAGGCAAGGCCACGUUCUGUCUUCUGCUUCAGGAGACUAUGAUGGCGUUCCAAGAAAAAACUCCUUUGCGAAUGUUAAUGUGGAUGCUCAUUUUGGUUCUCACUCGGUUAAUGCACUGGACAAUCCACUUAUAUCAUCUGACAGAAGGGUCUCCCAUGAUGAGGAUGUUUCACGAAUGGAGAGGAAACGCAAGAGUGAAGAGGCAAGAAUAGCAAAGGAAGUUGAAGCCCAUGAGAAAAGGAUACGUAAAGAGCUUGAAAAACAAGAUAUUUUAAGGCGAAAGAGAGAAGAACAAAUGAGGAAAGAAAUGGAAAGGCAUGACCGUGAAAGGCGGAAGGAAGAGGAGAGAUUGUUGCGUGAAAAGCAGCGGGAGGAGGAGAGAUUCCAGAGGGAACAACGGCGUGAAUUGGAACGGAGAGAAAAAUUUUUGCAGAAAGAAUCUCUCAGAGCUGAGAAAAUGAGACAGAAAGAAGAACUCCGCAGAGAAAAGGAAGCAGCUAGGCUUAAAGCUGCUAAUGAUAGGGCUAUUGCUAGAAGAAUAGCUAAAGAAUCCAUGGAACUUAUUGAGGAUGAGCGCCUUGAGCUCAUGGAGUUAGCUGUCUCAAGCAAGGGAUUGCCCUCAAUAUUGUCACUUGAUGGUGAAACACUGCAAAAUCUUGAGUUAUUUAGAGAUAUGUUGACUGUAUACCCACCCAAGUCUGUGCAAUUGAAGAAGCCUUUUGCAAAUAAACCUUGGAUUGAUUCUGAGGAGAACAUUGGGGAUCUUCUUAUGGUUUGGAGAUUUUUGAUUACUUUUGCUGAUGUUCUUGGACUUUGGCCGUUCACUUUGGAUGAGUUCGUUCAAGCUUUUCAUGAUUAUGACCCAAGGUUGUUGGGUGAGAUACAUGUUGCUCUUCUGCAAUCCAUCAUAAAAGAUAUUGAAGAUGUUGCAAGGACACCAUCCGGUGGGAUGGGAACAAACCAAAAUAGUGCUGCUAAUCCUGGAGGUGGGCAUCCACAGAUUGUUGAAGGGGCAUAUGCUUGGGGUUUUGACAUACGCAGCUGGCAACGCCAUUUAAAUCCAUUGACAUGGCCUGAAAUAUUGAGACAGUUUGCUCUAUCUGCUGGAUUUGGCCCGCAACUGAAGAAAAGAAAUUUUGAACAUGCAUAUAUUCGUGAUGACAAUGAUGGUAAUGAUGGUGAAGAUAUAAUUUCUACUUUACGCAAUGGAGUGGCAGCUGAAAAUGCUGUUGCCAUAAUGCAAGAAAGGGGUUUCUCCAACCCCCGCAGAUCUAGGCAUCGUUUGACUCCUGGAACGGUCAAAUUUGCAGCAUUUCAUAUUCUUUCUCUUGAGGGGAGCAAGGGCCUAACAAUAUUAGAAGUUGCAGACAAGAUUCAGAAAUCUGGGCUUCGGGACCUUACUACGAGCAAGACACCAGAAGCAUCUAUUGCUGCUGCUUUGUCAAGGGACGUCAAACUUUUUGAAAGGACUGCUCCUUCAACAUAUUGUGUACGCACACCAUAUAGAAAGGACCCCGCCGAUGCUGAUGCAAUACUUUAUUCGGCCCGGGAAAAAAUUCAGGUAUUUAAAAAUGGGUUUUCUGAUGGAGAAGAAGCUGAUGAUGUGGAAAGAGAUGAAGAUUCUGAGAGUGAUGGAGCUGAAGAUCCCGAGGUUGAUGAUUUAGGCCCUGAAUCAAAUUCAAAGAAAGAGGAUCAUCAUUCUUAUGAAGAUGAUUUUCAAUUUAAGACACAGCUGGGAAGUGGAGAGGAUACUGCCUAUGAUGGGAUUAUGGAGACUCCCCCAGGUGGCCUGGUGCAUGCUGGUGAAGAUUUGUCAUCAGAGCAUUGUGAAGGUUUCAAGGAUGCAACAUGCGCUGGUUCUUCCAUUGAUCGAUCUAUUGAUGCUGCUGGAGUCUGCAAGGAGGCAACUAAUCCUGAUCAAGAAGAUACUGAUAUUGAUGAAAGUAACCCUGGUGAACCAUGGGUUCAAGGGCUUACGGAAGGGGAGUACUCUGAUCUGAGUGUUGAGGAGCGCCUAAAUGCCCUUGUUGCUUUGAUUGGCGUGGCCAUCGAAGGAAAUUCAAUCCGCAUUGUUCUUGAGGAGCGUUUGGAAGCGGCAAAUGCUCUGAAGAAGCAGAUGUGGGCGGAAGCACAGCUUGACAAACGGCGUAUGAAAGAAGAGUAUGUAAUGAAGAUGCAAUAUCCAUCUUUAGCUGGGAGCAAAAAUGAACAAAAUCUUACGAUUGCUGUAUCAGAUGGCAGGCAAAGCCCGCUCAUUGAUGACAAAAAUAAUGAGACCCCUGUGAACCCCACAGUCCAGAAAGAGCCAUUUAGUGAUACACAGAAUGAUCACAGUUAUCUUAAUAAUUUGCCUACUGAAAGAACUUUGCCAGUGCAAGACAUCUCGGCUGUACCAGAGAAUCUCACCCUCCAACAGCCUGGACAUGUGGCAGAGAAGUCACGCUCGCAGUUAAAAUCCUAUAUAGGCCACAAAGCAGAAGAAAUGUAUGUAUAUAGGUCAUUGCCUCUUGGUCAAGAUCGCAGACGUAAUCGAUACUGGCAGUUUAUUACAUCUGCUUCCCGAAAUGAUCCUGGCUGUGGAAGGAUCUUUGUGGAGAUGCGUGAUGGUUAUUGGAGGCUUAUUGAUUCUGAAGAGGGGUUUGAUGCUCUGUUGGCCUCUUUGGAUACACGUGGGGUUAGGGAAUCCCAUUUGCACUCAAUGUUGCAAAAGAUUGAGAUUUCUUUUAAGGAAACUGUUAGGAGGAAUUUGCUCCGUAUCAAUGUUACAAGGCAAAGUGGAGAUAUUGUCAAAUCAGAAGCAUCUGAAAUGGCACCCAUCCAUGACUGCGGUGUUGAUAUGGAUAGUCCUAGCAGUACUGUUUGUGUUUCGAAUUCUGAUAUGUCAGAACCAUCAUCGUCAUUUAGAAUUGAGCUUGGGCGGAAUGAAUUUGAGAAAAAUAAUUCUCUAAAUAGAUAUCAGGAUUUUGAGAAAUGGAUGUGGCAAGAAUGCUUUAAUUCUUCUAUAUUAUGUGCCAUGAAGUAUGGGAAGAAAAGGUGCAUGCAGCUUUUAGGCAUCUGUGAUCACUGCUGUGAUAUAUACUUCCCUGAAGACAGCCAUUGUCCUUCUUGCCAUAAGACUUACAGCACCUUCAACAGGAACUUCAAUUUCUCUGAGCAUGUAUCACAAUGCAGAGAAAAACUGAAAGCAGGCCAUGACCGGACUUUGCUUGGUUCAGAAUCAUCUCUGCCCUUGAGGAUCAAAUUGCUCAAAGCACACUUAGCUUUAAUUGAGGUUUCUAUUCUGCCAGAGGGUCUUCAACCAGUUUGGACAGAGGGCUACCGAAAAUCAUGGGGUGUGAAGCUGCAUGCCUCAUCAUCAGCUGAGAAUCUGCUUCAGAUUCUCACAGUAUUGGAGAAUGUCAUAAAGAGGGACUUCUUGUCUUCUAGCUUUGAGACAACCAAUGAGCUGCUGGAUUCCUUUAACUCAUCAGGAUGUGCUGCUAAUGUUUGUACUCCUGAAACAGUUCCUGUUCUUCCAUGGGUACCGCAAACAACAGCUGCUGUGGCGCUCAGGCUCACAGAACUUGAUGCAUCCAUUUCUUACAUGCUGAGUCAGAAAGCAGAGUUUCAAAGGGACAAGGGACCCGGGGACCUUAUUAAAUUUACGUCAAGGUAUGCUGUUGUGAAGAAUGUCCAAAAGGAUGAAGGUGCAGAUGUUUUACAUGAAGCUGAAUAUCUCCAAGAAGAGAAUUGGAUUAAUAUAGGGAGUGGACAUAUCAGUUCAGGUCGAGGACGAGGGGGCCGUGGACGAGGCCGUGGCCGUACACGUGGUGGUAGAUCUCAGAGAAGGGUUAUUGGUUCCAGAUCUGAAUCUAACAUGAGAAAUACUGCUACAAAUACUGAGAGAUUUGGUCAGGUUAUAGCAUGGAAAGGGCGGACACGUGGACGAGGUGGGCGUAGGCGGGGUCGACGCACUGCUCGAACUAGGCAGAAACCUGUGAAGAGGGUGGCAGAUAUUGUUAGUGCAAGAUGCGCGCCUAAAGAGAUCAUCUUUGAGAAACCCCCAAUGAGUUUGGAGAGGGAGGAAUGGAAUGGGGAAGAAACCUCAAGGGUGCAGGUGGACGGUGCUGAAAAUGAAAAUGCUAGCUCAGAUAGAUCAGACUAUGAUGAUGAUAAUGGCCAAGCAACAGGAGAUGAAUAUGAGGAUAUGGCAGUUGAAGACUACGCUGGUGUUUUUAGUGGCAAGCCUCACAACUUCCUGGAAGGCAGUGAUGACAAUGUAGGCAGUGAUGACAAUGUAGAUGUUGAAGAUGAAGAAGAGGACGAUGAUCAUGAUGAUGAGGGUGACGAUGAUGAUGUUGAUGACGAUGAAGAUGGAGAUGCCGACAUUGCUGAAGAUGAACAGGGAGACAUAGAUGUUGAAGAAUUUAUUAAUGGAGAUUCAGAUGAGGAGAAUGGGGAUGAAGAUAGACGGCAACACAGGGUGUCGGAGGAAGAUACAACAUCUUCCUCAGAGUACAGUGACUAGAGAAAUGAGGGAAAAUUUGCUCUGUACAAGAAAUAUCUAAUCUGUAGUUUGAUUUGUUUUCUUUUCAAGAUGCAGUACUGCGUCUAUAAUUUACCUUUGUAUUUAUAGAAAAAUUUGUAGUUUACAGUACAAAGCGCCCCACUGUAUUAGGAGUUAAUGUUAAAAAGUACAUUCCCGUAACCAUGAUUAGCACUAGCAUUUGAACAUUCUGGUCCAACUCUUGUAAGCUGUAUAUUUUUUUAUAAAAUCCACAGGUUUUUUUGCAGUUCUAA
Messenger RNA from Malania oleifera, 6640 nucleotides. RefSeq names its product homeobox-DDT domain protein RLT2. Gene Ontology annotation, biological process: regulation of transcription by RNA polymerase II. The record is from RefSeq and is a predicted model, not a curated record. Gene Ontology annotation, molecular function: DNA binding. Bases 924 to 6368 code for a protein of 1814 amino acids. NCBI's taxonomy places the organism in Eukaryota, Viridiplantae, Streptophyta, Magnoliopsida, Santalales, Ximeniaceae. The transcript is spliced from 18 exons.